Molecule: messenger RNA, 3695 nt
Organism: Melanotaenia boesemani (Boeseman's rainbowfish)
Lineage: Eukaryota; Metazoa; Chordata; Actinopteri; Atheriniformes; Melanotaeniidae
Gene: pygb
Product: phosphorylase, glycogen; brain
Exons: 20
Coding region: 123-2666 (847 amino acids)
Biological process (GO): glycogen catabolic process
Cellular component (GO): cytoplasm
Molecular function (GO): glycogen phosphorylase activity; pyridoxal phosphate binding
Source: RefSeq, a predicted model, not a curated record
ACGUGCGUGGGCGGGGCGCUGUUGUUCUCGUGCUCUACCUGCCAGCUGCUCAUCGGUCUGCUGACCUUCCUCGUCGCUCAGUCCGUAGCUGGUGCUCCUUCUGCCGGUUGUUGUGUGGAAACAUGGCGGCGCCGCUGACCGACCACGAGAAGCGGAAGCAGAUCAGCGUCCGAGGCAUCGCGGGGCUCGGGGACGUGGCGGAGAUCAAGCGGAGUUUUAACCGACACCUGCACUUCACGCUGGCGAAGGACCGAAAUGUGGCAACGCCCCGGGACUACUACUUUGCCUUGGCCCACACCGUCCGGGACCACCUGGUGGGCCGCUGGAUCCGGACCCAGCAGUACUACUAUGAAAAGGACCCGAAGCGGGUGUACUACCUGUCUCUGGAGUUCUACAUGGGCCGAACUCUGCAGAACACCAUGGUCAACCUCGGCCUGGAAAACGCCUGCGAUGAAGCCAUCUACCAGCUGGGUUUGGACAUUGAAGAGCUGGAGGAGAUUGAAGAGGAUGCUGGUCUGGGAAACGGAGGACUGGGACGACUGGCAGCUUGUUUUUUGGACUCCAUGGCGACGCUCGGCCUCGCAGCGUACGGUUACGGGAUCCGUUACGAGUUCGGCAUCUUCAACCAGAAGAUCAGCAACGGUUGGCAGGUGGAGGAGGCAGAUGAUUGGCUACGGUAUGGAAACCCCUGGGAGAAGGCGAGACCAGAGUACAUGCUGCCGGUACAUUUCUACGGCCGAGUCCAGAACACGGAGAGUGGGAUGAAGUGGGUCGACACGCAGGUGGUGCUGGCAAUGCCCUACGACACUCCAGUUCCUGGUUACCAUAACAACACGGUGAACACGAUGAGGCUGUGGUCGGCUAAAGCUCCGAAUGACUUCAACCUGCAGAACUUUAACCUGGGUGAUUACAUCGAAGCGGUUCUGGACCGAAACCUGGCUGAGAACAUCUCCAGAGUCCUGUACCCCAACGACAACUUCUUCGAAGGGAAGGAGCUGCGUCUGAAGCAAGAAUACUUUGUGGUUGCCGCCACGCUGCAGGACAUCAUCCGCAGGUUCAAAUCCUCCAAGUUCGGCUGCAGAGAUCCGGUUCGAACGUCUUUCGACACGUUACCUGAAAAGGUAGCGAUCCAGCUGAACGACACCCACCCAGCUCUAGCCAUCCCAGAACUGAUGAGGAUCCUGGUGGACAUCGAGAAGCUGGACUGGAACAAGGCCUGGGACAUCACCUGUCGUACGUGUGCGUACACCAACCACACGGUGCUGCCUGAGGCGCUGGAGCGAUGGCCCGUUCAUAUGUUCGAACAGCUGCUGCCUCGACACCUGCUGAUCAUCUACGAGAUCAACCAGAGACACCUGGACAGGAUAGCAGCCAUGUUUCCGGGGGACGUGGACCGUCUGCGGCGGAUGUCUCUGAUCGAGGAGGGCGACCCGAAGAGGAUCAACAUGGCUCACCUGUGUGUGGUUGGCUGUCACACCGUCAACGGAGUGGCUCAGAUCCACUCAGACAUAGUCAAGAACACCGUGUUUAAAGACUUCCACGAGGUGGAUCCUGAGAAGUUUCAGAACAAAACCAACGGGAUCACUCCGCGCCGCUGGCUGCUGCUGUGCAACCCGGGCCUGGCCGACAUCAUCGCCGAGAGGAUUGGAGAAGGUUUCCUCACAGACCUCCACGAGCUUAAGAACGUCCUGCAGUUUGUGGAUGAUGAGUCCUUCAUCAGAGACGUGUCCAAAGUCAAACAGGAGAACAAACUGAAGUUCGCCUCCUACCUGCAGAAACAGAACCAGGUGAAGGUGAACCCGGACUCCAUCUUUGACGUCCAGGUGAAGAGGAUCCAUGAGUACAAGAGGCAGCUGCUCAACUGUCUGCACGCCGUCACGCUGUACAACCGGCUCAAACUUCAGCCCAACAGGCCGUUUGUUCCCCGCACGGUGAUCAUCGGAGGGAAGGCAGCUCCUGGGUACCACAUGGCAAAGAGGACCAUCAAACUGAUCACGUCUGUGGGUCAGGUGAUCAAUAACGACCCGGCAGUGGGAGACAAGCUGAAAGUCAUCUUCCUGGAGAACUACAGAGUUUCUUUAGCUGAGAGAGUGAUCCCAGCUGCAGACCUGUCAGAGCAGAUCUCCACCGCCGGAACAGAAGCGUCUGGAACAGGAAACAUGAAGUUCAUGCUGAACGGCGCUCUGACCAUCGGCACCAUGGACGGCGCCACGGUGGAGAUGGCCGAGGAGGCCGGCGAGGAGAACCUCUUCAUCUUCGGCAUGAGGGUGGAAGACGUAGAAGAGCUGGACAGGAAGGGUUAUGAUGCCACAGAGUUCUACAACCGCCUACCAGAGCUGAAGCUGGCUGUGGACCAGAUCCAGGCUGGUUUCUUCAGUCCUGCAGAACCAGAAAUGUUCAGAGACCUGACGGAGAUGCUGAUGAAACAUGACAGGUUUAAGGUGUUUGCAGAUUAUGAAGACUACAUCAAAUGUCAGGAGAGAGUCGAUGAGCUGUACAAGAACCCCAGAGAGUGGACCCGGAUGGUGAUCCGGAACAUCGCUGCCUCAGGGAAGUUCUCCAGCGACCGAACCAUCUCCCAGUACGCCCGCGAGAUCUGGGGCGUGGAACCGUCUGACGUGAAGAUCCCGCCACCAAAUGAACCUCCUUUCGAUUCGCGGAGCUGAAGAACCGGACCGCAGCGUUUCUGAUGCAGCCAAACAGAAUCUAAACAAAAGCAUCAUCUUCCUCCUCCUGUGUCUGUACCGUAUCCAUGUUAGCAAGAAGCUACAUGCUAGCCUUAAAAAUAACAAACACAAACGGUGACAUUUUUCUGUUUUUGUUCUGGGUUCAUUUUCCUGGAUCCGGCAGCUCAUCCAGGGUUUCCAGAUGAAUCUGUUACCACUGACAUCCAAAUUCCUUCUAGUGGAAUAAACCUCAAUAAGAUGUUUUACUGCUUCUGAUGAAAUGAAGUCAUAUGACCUUUUGUCAUCCUGUUUUCUGCUCUUAACAAAAAUUAUCAGGUAUUUUUGUAAAACUAAACAAAUUUAAUUUUAAAAGUCAUUUUAGAAAACAAACGAUGAAAUCUCCUCAAGAAGCUCAUUUGUUAAAAACAAAAGAUUUCAUCCAUCAUCUUACCGGGUCGUCGGCGUCCGCUAACGCAGAACUAUGUGAAGACUGUUCAGAUUAACAGCAGCUGGUUAACGUUAACCUGGUAACCAGUCGUCAUCCCAACUUGUUAAAAGCUCAGUUCUGAACUUUUAACUAAUUUUGUUGUCGAUUUAAACUCUGAACAUGAAGAAAUAGUUUCUUUCUGUCGCAGUAUGAGCUUUAGGUUUUCUGUAACUCCUUCUGACAGAGGUGCCUUCAUGUCUUCUGCAGAAACGCCAGCAGUAAGAACUAAACCUAACGGCUUUGUUUGGUCAGUUUGAAGAUCGUAUUGUCAGAUCUGGAUGAAGAUCUGAGCAUUUUGAACAUUUUGUUUGGUUUAAUUUAAAGACGCUGAUGUCAAAGCUCCAUCUGGCUUCACAGGUGCCUGAUGGGAAACGGAGUCCUCCCAGAAUCCCCUUCAGCUCAACAUGAACGUCUCAGUUAUCAUGUACUGUAUAAACGGCACUGAAAUAAACGUUUGUUCCAGGUUUCACUUUGUCCAUCAUGUUGGACUUUUUCUCCUCAGAGGUGAAAACUUUUUAUACCAAUAAACUCUUAAAUGGAAA